CACCCCCAUCCCUUUCCAAUUUUGCGGUUCCCUCCCUCUCUCGCUGGACGCGUCGCCGCCACCCCCACCCCACCUCGCUCUCGGCUCCUUCCCCCAUCUCCCUCCCUUCCCAUCCAUGGCGCUCCAAACCCUAAACCCUCACCGGCACCCGGCCUCCGUCUCCCCGACCCCGGCGCCCCUCCCGCGUCGCGGCCCGCCGCAGCCCCUCCUCCACCUCCCUCCCCGCCGCCGCCUCGCGGGCGGCUGCACAUGGCCGCGCGCCGUCGCGGUCGCCGUCUCAGGGGCCGUCAACGAGGCGAGGAGGCUGCCGCCGUCCGAGGGCGGGGACGGGAAGGGGAAGGAGACGGACCUCGCCACGCUCGGGAACCUCUGCGUCGACGUCGUGCUCAGCGUGCCGGAACUCCCGCCGGCGCAGCGCGAGGAGCGGAAGGCCUACAUGGAGCGCCUCGCGGCAUCGCCGCCCGAUCAGAAAUUUUGGGAGGCUGGUGGAAACUGCAACUUAGCCUUUGCUGCGGCUAGGCUUGGGCUUCGCUGUUCCACACUGGGGCACGUAGGAGAGGAAAUUUAUGGAAAAUUUCUUCUUGAUGUGCUUCAAGCGGAGAGCAUUAGUGUUGUUGGGAUGCUUGAAAAUACUGAUGCUACUGCAUGCCGCCAGGCCUAUGAAACACUUCUAUGUUGGGUUCUUGUCGACCCAUUUCAGAGACAUGCUUUUUGCAGCCGUGCAGACUUUAGUCAAGAGCCAGCUUUCAGUUGGAUACGUAAACUUCCAGCAGAUAUCAGGACAGCUAUUCAUCACUCCAAAAUACUGUUUUGUAAUGGCUAUGCUUUUGAUGAAUUCUUCCCUGAUGUCAUCGCAUCCUCUAUUGAUUGUGCAAUUGACGCGGGAACAGCAGUAUUUUUUGAUCCCGGUCCCCGUGGAAAAUCUCUCUUACAUGGGACUCUGGAUGAGAAGAGAGCACUUGAGCAUGCUCUUAGGCUCAGUGAUGUCCUCCUUUUGACAUCAGAUGAGGCUGAAUCACUUACAAACAUCAGAAACCCGAUUCAGGCAGGGCAAGAGUUGCUAAAGAGGGGGAUCCGCACAAAGCAGGCUGUCAUCAAAAUGGGUUCCAAGGGAUCAAUCAUGAUCACCAAGAACACUGUUUCCUGUGCGCCUUCUUUUAAGAUUAACGUUGUGGACACGGUUGGAUGUGGAGAUAGCUUUACUGCUGCUAUAGCUUUUGGGUUCCUCCAUGACUUGCCGGCUGUUAACACAUUAACACUAGCAAAUGCAGUUGGAGCUGCAACCGCCACUGGCUGUGGAGCAGGUAGGAAUGUUGCUCACCUGGAUAAAGUACUGCAACUCUUGAGAGAAGCCAAUCUCAAUGAAGAAGACACAGCAUGGAGCGAGUUGAUUGAAGGAAGCUCUCUCUGUCCCGAAGUCUCAGUCCUGUCAAGGACACCAAUCAAUGGUUUUAGCGACCGCCUUGUGCAUGUUCCUGUUUGUGAUGUGCAUUCCAAUCUUCUGCAUAUGUUCGAAGCAGUGUCAGAGCGGAGCACUGUCCAGGCUUAAAUCCAUACUGAACAGUAGAUGGCUGUAUUCUGUUUGGCAUCAUUUAGAUUCUUCUUUUACAGUUUUACUCAACCAUCACACUGUUUUUAGGUGAUGACUGAUAGUUGGAGGCUAGCCUCCAGGUAAAGCUAUUUGUUGAAAAGAAUGUGCUUUUGGAAGCUAUUGAUAGCUUUGCAGCUGCGACCUCGCAUGGAAAUGAUGGAUCUCAUUUUUUGGUCUAACUUGAGCACGAUUUGAU
Molecule: messenger RNA, 1787 nt
Organism: Phragmites australis (common reed)
Lineage: Eukaryota; Viridiplantae; Streptophyta; Magnoliopsida; Poales; Poaceae
Product: fructokinase-1-like
Exons: 5
Coding region: 116-1549 (477 amino acids)
Source: RefSeq, a predicted model, not a curated record